AUGGUGGCAACUUUGAGUUGUUUAGGUCAUUCUAAAUGUGAAUUUGAGGCGAUUUUCAAUUUCGGGGACUCGAACUUGAAUACAGAUGGGUCUUAGGCAACGUUUCCGGCGCAAUCUGGACUUUAUGGCAUGACCUAUUUCAAGAGACCUGUUGGUCGGGCUACGGAUGGGAGGCUCAUUGUUGAUUUUCUAGCCGAAGCUCUUGGGUUGCCAUGUAUAAGUCCAUAUCUGAAAUCAAUUGGACCUGACUACAAGCAUAGGGCAAACUAUGCAACAUUGGCAUCCACUGUGCUUUUGCCAAACGUUUCCUUAUUUGUCACUGGAAUCCAAGUUGAAGAGCUUCACCAGUCCUCGGAUCAACAAGGUGAGCAACUGAUAAGAUUUCCUUCCCUGGAUGUUAUUGGGAAAUCACUCUACACCUUAUACAUUGGCCAAAACGAUUUCACGUCCAAUUUGGGAGCCAUUGGUGUGUAUCUUCGUCAAGUGGUCUUACAAAUUGCUUGUACCAUCAAGGAACUACAUGGAUUAGGAGGGCUUGCAUUUCUGGUGCUUAAUCUGGCACCAAUAGGUUGUUAUCCAUCAUCUCUGGUGGGGCUUCCUCCUUCUGAACUUGAUGCAUUUGGAUGCUCAAUUGCUUACAGCAAUACAGUUGUGGACCACAACAACAUGUUGAAGGAGGCACUUGGCCAAACUAGAGGCUUCCUUCCAAAUGCUUCCCUCAUAUAUGCAGACAUCUCUGUUUUGCUAGAGCUCUUUAGACAUCCCACAUCUCAUGGUAUAGCUCCCAAUCAAGGUUUUCUAUUCAACUACGCUUUAUAUCUUUAGAGAAAUGUUUUUUUUUUUGUUUUGACAAACUUAUUGACAGACAAAUACUUAUGUUGUCAGACUAUGAAUCUGGAUCAUACACUCAAAACGAAUCAAACUAAUAUAUGGUGCACAAUCAAUCUGA
Messenger RNA from Pyrus x bretschneideri (Chinese white pear), 949 nucleotides. RefSeq names its product GDSL esterase/lipase At4g01130. The record is from RefSeq and is a predicted model, not a curated record. Gene Ontology annotation, molecular function: hydrolase activity, acting on ester bonds. NCBI's taxonomy places the organism in Eukaryota, Viridiplantae, Streptophyta, Magnoliopsida, Rosales, Rosaceae.